Pseudozyma flocculosa PF-1 is the source of this 4287-nucleotide messenger RNA. RefSeq lists its product as uncharacterized. The transcript has a single exon. Gene Ontology annotation, biological process: biosynthetic process; protein localization to phagophore assembly site; endoplasmic reticulum to Golgi vesicle-mediated transport. The record is from RefSeq and is a predicted model, not a curated record. NCBI's taxonomy places the organism in Eukaryota, Fungi, Basidiomycota, Ustilaginomycetes, Ustilaginales, Ustilaginaceae. Gene Ontology annotation, cellular component: TRAPPIII protein complex; cytoplasmic vesicle; phagophore assembly site. Bases 1 to 4287 code for a protein of 1428 amino acids. Gene Ontology annotation, molecular function: iron ion binding; oxidoreductase activity.
AUGUCUGACCUCACCGUCCACGCCGCCCUCUCGCCUCGCGUUGCCAUCCUCUCGUCUCCCGACGUCGACCGGGUCAUCCAGACGAACAACAUCCCCGACCUCGCCGCCCUCCUACGACCAUUCGAAGCCUCCGUGUCCCAGCUCUCGGUCCGCACCUCGCAACUCGAGAACCGCCUGUGCCAGCGCUUUCCCCUCCGCUUUGACCCUUUGCGCACCUUCACCGCCGCAGCCGCACCACAACAGGAUGAUGUCCUCGACUCGGUCAGCGCCCAUAUCGGCGCAAACGCAAAGCACUGGCUCGCCGAGGUCGAUCCAGACGGCUCCGCCUCGCCGCAGCCAGCCGACCUCUUGCAGCAGGCCAGCCAGAGGAUCGAGUCCCUGACGCCGUGGUUCAUCCACUUUCGAGACGCGAUCCUCCACCGACGCUCCUUGAGCCCGCACUCGACAUUCGACCAUCCCGUCGCCCUCCUCCUCGCCGUCUCCUCGGCCAGCCCCGACCCCAUGAACGACUUUGCCAGGCUCUACGAGACGGCCGCUGCCUCUUCCUCGUCCAGCGGCGGUCCAUUCGCAGCCCAUCCUUUCAUCGAUCCAAACGUGCUCAGGUACUACCUCCUCCUCCACGAUGUCCACACGUCUGGUCCCGACCUCUCGCAGUCGCUCGAAGUGCUCGACCACGUCAAGCGGACCUACGGCCUGCACUGCUGCCUGCUGACCAUCAACUCGGCCGAAGAGCACGGCUCCAGCCGCAACGCCGAAGACAUCGAGGCCCUCUGGAGCGAUUCGCGGCCCCCAGCAUCGCCGCCGUCCGCGCCAAACUCGCCCACGACAUCCGCCGACGUCGCACGCCUGCUCGACGACGAAGAUAUCAAGCGGCUCAAGGGCUUUGUCCGCGAGCUGACGGCCCAGAGCAUCGUGCCCUUUAUGGAGCGCUGCGUCCAGCAGUGGAACGAGCAGCUUGCCAGCUCGCGCAAGGGCCUCACCGGCCGCUUGUUUGGCGCCAGCCGCAAGUUCUUUGGCGGGUCCGCCGCAAAAGUUGCCGCCUCGGCCUCGUCGUCGCUCUCCAACGGCGCCGGCUACAGCGUUCAGCACGACUUUUACCCAUUUGCCUCGGUCGAGGCGCAGACGCGGCGGCUGGCCGACUUUGCCUUCACCAUCCGCGACUACAAGCUCGCCGCCGCCAUGUACGACCUCGGCCGAAAGGACUUCGCCGGCGACAAGGCCUGGAGGCACAGCGCGGUGGCCAACGAGAUGUUUGGCCUGUCGCACCUCAUGCUCAUGUACACGGCGCGCACGCCGCCCAUCGACGUCGACAGCUACCUCUCCCAGGCCUGCCACGAGUACGCCCUGAAACCCGCCGCCGGAGGCGAUUUGGGCCCGCUGCGCGCCACGCUCCUCUACUACGAAGCCUACCGCGCCCUCGGCUACUAUCGGCCGGCGCCCGUCGCCCUCCAGCGCAUGGCCAACGCGUCCGAAGAGGUGUUUGGCGCGCUGCUGCUCGAGCAGGCAGCCAUGGCCGACUUGCGGCGGCAGCCAAAGGCGGCGGUGCGCAAGUGUGCGCUCCACCUCGUCAUGGCCGCACAUCGCUACCAGUCCUGUGGGCAGAAGGCGCUCUCGCUCCGAUGCUACGCCCAGGCCGCCGCCCUCUACCGCCACAAGGCCUGGACGUCGGUCGAAAACCACCUCGAACGCGAGCUCGGCAUGCAGGCCUACAACGGCGGGGACGCCGAUGCCGCCGUCGCCCACCUCUCGACGCUGCUGCGCCCCGGUCAAUGCUCGGCCGAAGAGCACGAAGCAUGGCUCAAGGACCUGCUGACAGCAUACAGGUACGCAGGUGGCAGCGGCGGCGGCGGCGAGGGCGAAGGCGACGGCAGCACGGCUACCGGCAAGCCGGAGGUGAAGCUGCCCCAGCCCCUGUUCAACCCGAAGAGCGCGAGGCUCCGGGUUGCCGAGGACGGCAUCGGUGCGCAGGGCGGGCAGUCGAGGGUCCCUGACUCGACCUGGACCGCUCUCGAGGGCGCCUUCAUGGCAGCGGGCUUCUCCUCGUCGGGAUCGGCGACCCGCAAGAGGCCGGCCACGCUCUCCUCGAGCCGGGACAACCGAGCUGCCGUCGAUGCCACCUUUUGGCUGGACGUGGCGGUCGAGAAUCCUCUGAACACGGCGAUCGAGGUCAAGGACAUCCGACCGCACCUCCGACCCGACGAUGGGCCCAAAGCGGCGCCCCAGAGCGGCGAUGAUGCAGGGCCAUCGUCCGGAGCAACGGCGACAGAGUCCCGCUUCGAGGCCGAGCCCGUCGAUGCCGUGAUGCUGGGCCCCCGCGAGGUGCGAUGGCUCUCGAUACCCAUCCGCGUCCGGGAAGCGGGCGUUCACCGCGUGACACACAUCAGCUCCGUCAUUGCCGACGAGCUGCCCAUCACCGAAUCACUCGACAAGCGUGGCAAGCGCCUCGGUGCGACGAGGGAGCAGCGCCUUACGCCCACCUACGCCCCGGACCAGAUGUUGCGGCUGACAGUCCACGAGGCAGAGCCUGCGAUCACGGCGUCCCUCGCAUCGCCGCCUUCCUCGAUGCUGCUCGGCGAGGAGUGCCGAGUCGAGCUGACCCUGCGCAACGUCAGCGGCGAAGGGUUGCGCGACGUGCGAGCGCUGUGCAACCAACCUGAUGCCGCCGUUUUCGUGGUCUCGGAGGCGGCCACGGCCAGGGCGGGCUCACCGAAGGCGUCGACGUCGUUUACGAUGCCCAACGACCUCAAGCAUGUGGCGAUACAGGACCUUGUCGGUGACGACGAGAUCCUCGCAGCGGGACAGGAGCGGACGGUGCCGCUGCUGCUCAAGGCCAGCCGCUUCGGCGUCGUGGAGCUGGCAUGGCUGGUUGUCUUUGGCGACAGCCAGGGCCGCUUCCACACCUCUCGGCUCAGUCACCGCAUCGAAGUGGAGCCGAGUCUGGAGGUGUCGGUGCAGAGCCGGCCGGUGUUUGAUCGAGCAAAGUGCGACUACCGCCUGUCGGUCGAAGUGUCCAACGUCUCGCUCGACGAGACCGUCACCGUCACCGGCCUCUCCUUUGUCGGCCCGUGCUGGCGAUGCUCGGUCGAGGACGAGCCCUCGUCGUCGCCAACGUCGUCGUUAUCGGCAAAGGUCGGGACUUCUCUCGAGCCUUGCCAAGCGGUGCGGCUCAGUGCUGUGCUCGGGCGAACGGACUCACGAGGAGACGAGGAUCACAGCGAGGCCCAGGCAGGAGGAUCCAUGGCUUACACCCUCCAUCGCUUGCAGGCAAUGCUGCAGAGCCGAGAGGUCGAUGCCAAGAACGCGCCACGGCCCGUUGAGCUCCUCGCUUCCGGCACCGGCAGGUUGUUUGAGGAAGAGGACGAGGUGCAAGCCUACCCGCCGAUCGCCGCCAGCAGCUCUAGCCCGCCCAUCUCGACGACGCUCGACUCGCCGCAUCACCAGCGACUGCUGCGACAGGCCCGGCUUCGGUGGCGACAGUGGACGCUGUCGCAGCACUUCCAGGCGCUGUCGGAGGCCGAUCGAGCGGCUGCCUUUGUGCUGUACGAGCCCAACGACGUCGAUGUCGUCGUCCACUGGCAGCAGCAGCAGCAGCCGACACGCCGAGGCAGCAGCUACGUGUUUGGGCUGAGCCUGGGGCCGAGCCGGAACCAUCUGCUGUCGCUCUUUGACGACGACGGGCGGUCGGCCAUCCGGAGCAUGUACGCGCAGACGGUCAAGGAGCGCGGGCUGAUGCUGCAGAACCUGCUUUCCAGCCGGCUUGCCACGGACGAGGCGCCGCUGGUCGUCGAUCUCUGCCCCGCCGAAGAAGGAGGCUCUGGCGAUUCGCACGAGGCGCAACAGGAUCGGCGCACCCACGACUUUGCGGCCAAGGGACCCACCCGACUCGGCCUGUCGGUGUGGGUGCGCAACUUUUCAGACAGCCUCGACGUCGACUUCGAGGUCCAGCUGGGGCGAUCAGAGGCGCCCUCGGCCACAGGCGCCGAAGACGACACUGGCGAGCCGGAGGCAGAGGAGAGGGGGCCUGGAUCGGCGCAGUGGAUGGGGCGGCGCACGUUGCGCGGCACGCUCCAGCCGCGCUCGGCGGUGGAGCUGGCGGCCACGGUGCGCAUCGAAGGGCCUGGCCUGGUGCGACCGGGCCGCCUGACGGUGCAGAGCCGGUGCUACCUGGCGGGCAGGGGAGGCGGCGAGAGAGAGGGCGGUGCCGGUCCCGGUGCCGCAGCGCCGUGCAGCCAGUUUACGCAGCACGUCGACCCGGCCCUCGCCGUGUAUUUUGUCCAGGCGGCCUAG